Pedinophyceae sp. YPF-701 is the source of this 2448-nucleotide messenger RNA. NCBI's taxonomy places the organism in Eukaryota, Viridiplantae, Chlorophyta, Pedinophyceae. The record is from the annotation of a GenBank genome assembly.
AUGAAGGGGACGCCGAUCUCUUUUUCCAUUGGCAAGCGGAAGAACACGCUGGCGCUGUACACCCAGGAGAAGAAGAAGCGGGAGGAGAAGCAAAAGGCCGAGGCAGAUAAGGUUUUCGAGUCCUUCGUGGAGGCCUUUGGAGGCCCAGAGGAUGAAGACCCCGCACCGAAGCGCCGGCGACGGGACACCGCUCCGCCCCGUCCCCCGCCGGGGCACCACCACCACACCGAGAGGUCGCCUGCUCCGACGCUCACGCCCAAGGUCGCCCGCCACGCGCCUCCGCCCGAGCCGCCUCAGACCGCGCCAGCGCCCAUGGCGAAACGCAGCAAGAAGGGCGGCAGCCGCGUCCUGGACGAGAUGCUCCAGGAGCUCAAGCAGAACCAGCAGCGCCGCGAGGAGCGCCGCGCCAUGGGCCUCGACGACGCCGAGGAUUUCGCCACGCUGUCGAGCGGCGACCCCGCGACCACCAACCUCCACAUCAGCAACCUCGCGCCCGACGUCGACGAGGGCAUCCUGCUGCGCGAGUUCGGACACUACGGCCCUAUCGCGAGCGUCAAGGUCAUGUGGCCGCGGUGCGAGGAGGAGGUCCGGAGGGGACGCAACACGGCGUUCGUUGCGUUUAUGCGACGGGAGGACGCCGAGAAGGCGCUCGAGGGGCUGAACGGGUGCCGGCUGCACGACAUGGCGAUCAUGCUCGGGUGGUCGAAGGCGAUCACGAUCCCGCGGGCGCCCGUGUGGCCCGCGCCGGGCAGCGGCGCUGCGGCGCAGCCGCUGUACCGGCCGCACAAGGCCGACAUCCGGACCGCGCCGACGACGACGGCGGAGAUCAACCUCCAGGCAAUUCUGGACGAGGGCGGGCGCGAGGUGAAGCUCCCCGCGGACCCGCGCGUCCGCUACCUCGCGGACACUGCCGCCGCCUUUGUUCUGGAGCUCGGCCCCGUGUUCGAGCACAUGCUGGCCCAGGAGCACAAGGACGAGCCGGCGUACCAGUUCCUGACGGACCUGGCGUCCGAGGACCACGCGUACUACCGCUGGCGGCUGUACAGCCUCGCGCAGGGCGACACGCUGUCGCGGUGGCGCGUGGAGCCGUUCGAGUUCAUCGAGGACUCCCCCCGCUGGCUCCCGCCGACGAUGACGGCGCACAAGGUCGUCAAGGACAGGCCCGAGGCGGACGCGACGCUGCCGGCGGCGGACGCGGCGCGCAUCCGCGCCGCCCUGGACGACCUGCUCCCCGCGCCGGACCGCGAGCUCAUCGGCGACGUCACGAUGCUGUGCCUCGACUCGGCAGCGCACGCCAAGGACGUGGCCGCGCUGCUGCUCGGCGCGCUCGCGGACGCGUCGGCCAGGGCGCCCGCGCGCGUGGCGCGCCUCCUGGCCGUGUCGGACGUCCUGCACAACGCGCACGCGACGCGCUCGGACCAGACGGCGGCGCUGCGGCGCGCUCUCGAGGACGGGCUGCCCGACGCGUUCGAGUCCCUGGCGAAGUGCUACCGCGCGUCGGGUCCGCGCGGCGCCCGCGCGCUCGGCCGCUACGUCGCGGACGUCCUCGGCGCCUGGCAGCACUCCAUGGUUAUACCCGCGGAACUCCUCCGGGGCCUCCACGCGACCUUCGCGUGCGCCGUCUACGACCUCCCGAAGCACCUCGUCGACGACGCCGACCAGCGGCUGCGUCCCGGGCUCGUCGAGAUCGGCGAAGAUGGCGCCGUCGCACGGUGUCGGCGGCUGGGGCUGCCGCGGUCCGGGGGCUUCGAGGCCAUGGUGUCGCGCAUCGUUGCCGCGGACGCGUUCCAGCGCGCGGCCGAGAGCGGCGCGAAGCUCCCGCACGCGGCGACGACGGGCCGCGACGACGACGACGGCGCGCAAGUGCCUGCGCUCGCGGGGGGCGCUCAGGGGCUCCCCGGCGUGGAGGACGCGGUGGCGAAGGCGAAGGCUGCUGCGGCGGAGCGCGCGCGGGCCGCGACGCAGCGGCGCUCCGGCACGAUGACGAUGCAGGAGCGCGCGGACGCCGCCGUCCUGGCGAGCAAGUGGGCGGACAGCGACGACGAAGACGGCGACGAGCGGCGCGGCGUCGGGCGCGGCCGCGACGGCGGCGCGAAGGCGCGCCAGGGCGAGGCCCCGACGGUCGCGGACGUGCUCGCGACGGCCGCGCACGCGCUCCGCGAGGCGCAGGCCGCUGCGGUCGAGGGCCGCACCGCGGGCCCGCCGCCGGCGGAGGCCGCGGAGACGCUGCGGGCGGAGCUGGUCGCGGCGGGCGUGGAGGAGGCGGAGGCAAGAGAGCAUUCGCGGCGGCACCGGCGGAAGCUCGAGGAUUUCGAAGACGAGGCGCGGCGGUGCCCGGAACGCGCGAGGGCGCGGUAUGGGUCCGGGGACGACCGGGACGCUGGGCGGGACGCGCACGAUCGGCGCGGCCGGCAUGAUGAGCACCGGUACUAUGAGGAGCGGCGGUGA